This is a messenger RNA of Trichophyton rubrum CBS 118892, 1779 nucleotides long. RefSeq lists its product as uncharacterized. The record is from RefSeq and is a predicted model, not a curated record. The transcript has a single exon. Bases 963 to 1526 code for a protein of 187 amino acids. Lineage: Eukaryota; Fungi; Ascomycota; Eurotiomycetes; Onygenales; Arthrodermataceae.
GCCAGGAUCUUAUAAUGAUAGAUGGUGAAGACCUGACUGCGUGGAAGAUAUCCAUCUGUCUCCCCCUGUCAGCUUAUUGGGAUUAUCUUCAGUCUACAAAACCUGAACUGCGGAAACAACCGGAACUACGGGUGGGAAGCCUCUGGCUGAUUGAUUUGGAAGGGCUACGAAGGGUGGCAAUGAGGUCCACUGAGAUGAUCCGAUGUUUGCUCUCCCAAAUGCCAUUGAGAGUAACAAUCCUUCCUUGCAAAGGUUGAUACAUCUCGAUACACUGCUGUGAUGGAGAAAGGUUGAGAUGCUCGAUUUCACACCUCUGCAUUCACAUCAGAAUCAUUUUUGGCCAUCUGACAAUAAGUUUCUUGAUGCCUGUAUCCCGACAAUCAAUACCAUGCUUCGGAUAAUGAUAUCUUUACCAGAAUACUUCGAUGGUGCCAGCGAACUGAGUAUACCGUUCACAUGCACCGAUGCCAACAGGCCUGGGCAGUCUAUGCUACGUCUGUCCCUACGUCAAUGACACCACAACGAUUACACCACCAAACGGCAGGCACUCUUGGGUUUCAGCUCCACUAUCCUACGAAGCCAGAGGCGAUAACUAAGUGCCGCAAGCGGGAGGCUGAUGAGCGUCUGACCUAAAGUUGACUCUCAACCAAGCCCUGUCUUCGAUCUAUGGCGCCGCAGCCGCUCUCAACUAAUGCCUCUCUCCCUGAGACUCACUCUAGCCAUAGCUAUGAGGACCCCAGCACGAGCAAUCGAUAAUGAUGAAUACCAUGGUGAGCACUGAGGACCAGCUGUUGCCCGGCCCAUUCGCCCUAGUCGCCCAGCCCAACGUCUUGUGUCAAAAGAUAACUUCAUCUUGCCGUAUCACCAUUGGAAACUGUCAUUAUAGCGAGACACGAAACUAAAGCACUGGCAAAAUUCACCAUGUGGGCUGGUCGCUUUGGUUGAACGGCAUAUUUGAUAUUAUGCGGCGCUCAUCAGGGGCCUUAGUUCAUCACUCUACAUUCCGGUCCCUGUCAGAGAGCGAGCGCCUACCCUUGAGCCAAAAGAGCGAGCCCACACUAAUGACAGGCAUCAUAUGGCAGAUAGAGGCUAUUACUUCGACUUGCUGUCUCUGUCCCGCCGAAUGGAUAUAUAUAUCUCUGCGAGCGGAUCCAGAGACACUGGAGAUAGCUAAGAAUAACGGGGGCUUUGACUCUAGUGCACCCCUGAGAUCCUCAAAUGCCUAUGAAAGCCUGUCGACGGAAUAUGAAGUGCGAUCAAACACAAUGGUGAUAACGGCGAACUGUAUCGAACAAAGCAAAUACAUCAGCCCCUAUGCACUAUGGGGCCUUGUUCGCAAGCGAUUCUUUUCUAAACCUAGUGAUGUUAAACAUAACGAUCUACAACUACCACAAAGUUGUAAACAUUAUUCCAUUCAGCUGGAAGUCAACACAUUUGGCAGUGAAGCAACGAAUGCUCGCGAGAUAGCCGCCCUAGCCGGAUAUAGAUACAGCCAACAUAGGUUUCUCGAACUUAUUGAGAGAUGAAGGUCGAUAUGGGACAGGGUGCGUGCCUGGCGUUGUUUCUGUCCUCGCACUCCCUUGACCAAAUGUUGGUUUCUCCUGAGGACAUUAUCAACUACCUGUUGGCGAAACAAUGCAGGAUACCUGUUACCAAGCUGCCUCGUUGGCUGCAAGCAACUUCUACCUCAUUUCUUCCGGCUACUGGGGUGACUCAGACCUGCCCGCCUUCCACUGGAACUCCAGCCCAAGGCAGUUGGGGCUGCUUCCGGGCAACCAG